UAAAUCUGUGCACUUCGGUAAAAUGUCAAGGUACAACUUCCACAACGCGAGGCUCAACAUGUGCUACGGUGGCGACCGAUUGCCGUCGAGAGACGACGUUUUAGAGCCUCGAUCGGCGGUGUCCGAGGGCGUUGUGAUGGUGGAAAAUAUGAGAGACCGGCUAGCGGAGACGGAGGCGCGUCUGGAGCGAGCCAGAGCGAGGGAAGCCGAGUUGAGCCGCCAACUGGAGGAGAUGAAGAAGUACGUUCACGUGAUGGAGAUUUUGGAAGCCUACCUACGGCGCCGAUAUGUAGAGCAACAGGAUCAGCUCAUUCAGCUCUACUCGGCGGUUUUGGGUUUCGUCGCCCUGGCAAAAUCCACAGCCCUAAUCUUCCGCAAUUCCGUCAUCAGUCGGUGUCGUCAUAUCCAAAGUGCUGGAUUGAUCUGCUACAGGUCAAGAAAGGAAAAACCUUUCUUUCUGGUCGUUCAUUGGGCUUCAUCUCCUACAGCACAGGGGAAUUGUAAGUUCUUAAGCAAAUUUUCAAAUUUUUUUAGUGAAGCGUUGGGGUUCUUCAGGAUUGCUUAUAGGAAGAAGAUUGCUUAUAGGAAGAAGAUCGAAUCAGAAAAGCAGAAUCUCAAAUCCGCCUUCUUGUGA
Molecule: messenger RNA, 634 nt
Organism: Andrographis paniculata
Lineage: Eukaryota; Viridiplantae; Streptophyta; Magnoliopsida; Lamiales; Acanthaceae
Product: protein SKIP34
Exons: 2
Coding region: 23-634 (203 amino acids)
Source: RefSeq, a predicted model, not a curated record